AUGAUGGACGUCAAGAUUCGGCCGGCCACAGUGGAUGAUGUCGACUUCAUUACCUCCACAACGAUCCUCUCCUUCUCCGCCGACAAAGACUGGCAGUACCGUUAUCGGUACGCCGCAGAAUUCCCAGAGGAUCAUUUUGCGUUCACCCGGCACCGCAUCCUCACACGUACCCAGGAGAGCACACGGGGCGCCUUUCGGGUCGUGAUCGCCGAGGCUGCACCGUCUGAGAGCAGAGCUGACGCUGCGGUGACGCGGGUCGGAUACGGCGUCUGGCACUUGCCUGGGCAAUAUGAAGCUGUGCCCUCGCCUCUGCCCCCGCAUCUGCAGCACGAACGAAAGGAUGCCGAUCCUGAGAGGCUGAAGACUUAUCGCGCCAUAACGGCCAAGGCCAAAGAUGAGGUUUUCAGAUCUUUGUCUGGAGGGAACAAUAUCGACCUCGUUCAAAUUGCGGUGCUCCCAGAGUUCAGGCGGCUCGGGGUCGGUGGCUGUGUUGUCUCCUGGGGAUUAAGUCUAGCUUCUGACAUGGGAGUGCCACUCACUCUCUUCGCAAAUGACAGCAUGAGCACUUGGUACGAAAAGAAGGGAUUCCGAAAACUUGGCACUGUACAUGUCCAGGUAGAUGGCGAAGAUCCCUCCCUCGAGUCGAUCAUGAUGGCCAAGGAUUGUUCUCCUUCAGUACUGUAA
Diaporthe amygdali is the source of this 684-nucleotide messenger RNA. Its product is annotated as gnat family protein. The transcript is spliced from 2 exons. NCBI's taxonomy places the organism in Eukaryota, Fungi, Ascomycota, Sordariomycetes, Diaporthales, Diaporthaceae. The record is from RefSeq and is a predicted model, not a curated record. Bases 1 to 684 code for a protein of 227 amino acids.